Molecule: messenger RNA, 827 nt
Organism: Penicilliopsis zonata CBS 506.65
Lineage: Eukaryota; Fungi; Ascomycota; Eurotiomycetes; Eurotiales; Aspergillaceae
Exons: 5
Coding region: 46-774 (242 amino acids)
Source: RefSeq, a predicted model, not a curated record
UUCUAUAUUAUAUUCUAUACUAACUAUACUAUACUAUACUAUACUAUGAUCACUCUUACUCCCCUCUCUGUAGCAAAGGUGCUGGUGGUGGGAGGUGAUUCUCUGGUGACGCAGAUUCUCGAGAAACUGGCCAAAGAGGGACUUGAUGUGACGACAUUGAACGAAACCCGCCCAGAAGGACCAUGCAGGGAGUUUGUCGAGAGGAAACACACUCCCUCGGUCGAAUACCUGCAGUCCUUUUCCCUCGUCAUCUCCGUCAACCAGGUCCGUUCAUUCGAGCUGAUGCUGGCCGAUGCUCGCUGGCCCAACCUGCCGAUGAUCAUCACCCGGGGAGUCGCCAAUAUCUGCAAGAUGCGCUGCCAGUACGGCGAAUUACCCUUGUCCACGGGGGGGACAUCCAAUUUUGUGGCUCUGCCGAUGAAUCUGCUGCCGUGGACCGAGGAAAAGAGGAAAUUGGUCUCUGAUAUUGCUGACUCCCUGUCGCUGUCGCCUGCCUUCUACAAGGCUGGACUGGCGGUUGUCCGGUUCCGAGAGGAGAACAAGCGAUGGCCUGAGGAAUCCGAUGCAGAGGUUCUGCGAUCGGACGAUGCUGAAGUGCAGAAAUACACUGAUCAGCUUCUGCUGGGUGGCUUCGGGUCUCUGCCGGAGACGAUCUCCAUUAUCAGCUCGCUCAUUGUGCAUGAUGGACUGGGCAUGUUGACAGGAGAGCAGCCUGUGAAUAACACCAACAUUGAAGAGGUUAUCGUGUCGUGGGUAAAUAGAAAUAAACAAUAGACAAUGGAUGGAAAUAAGGGUACAAUACAUACACAAUACAAAAUACAGUUUAC